Messenger RNA from Zalophus californianus (California sea lion), 2545 nucleotides. It is a transcript of the gene GLO1, whose product is annotated as glyoxalase I. The record is from RefSeq and is a predicted model, not a curated record. Bases 92 to 646 code for a protein of 184 amino acids. The transcript is spliced from 6 exons. Lineage: Eukaryota; Metazoa; Chordata; Mammalia; Carnivora; Otariidae. Gene Ontology annotation, molecular function: lactoylglutathione lyase activity; metal ion binding.
CGUCGCGAGUUAAAGGCAGCACCCGGGCUGGGAGGAGUGUGGGUGGUUGCGGUGUUCUCCGUACUGUAGCCUGUGAAACAACAGUGCGGCCAUGGCAGAACCACAGCCCGCAUCCAGCGGCCUCACCGACGAGGCUGCCCUCGGUUGCUGCUCCGACCCGGAUCCCAGCACUAAGGAUUUUCUGUUGCAGCAGACCAUGCUACGAAUUAAGGAUCCUAAGAAGUCAUUGGAUUUUUAUACUAGAGUUCUUGGAAUGACGCUACUCCAAAAAUUAGAUUUUCCCACUAUGAAAUUCUCACUGUAUUUCUUGGCUUAUGAGGAAAAAAAUGACAUCCCAAAAGAUAAAGAUGAAAAAGUAGCAUGGGUAUUCUCCAGGAAAGCUACCCUUGAACUGACACACAAUUGGGGCACGGAAGAUGAUGAGACCCAGAGUUACCACAGUGGCAACUCAGACCCUCGAGGAUUUGGUCACAUUGGAAUCGCUGUUCCUGAUGUACAUGGUGCUUGUAAAAGAUUUGAAGAGCUGGGAGUCAAAUUUGUGAAGAAACCUGACGAUGGUAAAAUGAAAGGCCUGGCAUUUAUCCAAGAUCCCGAUGGCUACUGGAUUGAAAUUUUGAAUCCUAACAAAAUGACAACUAUUAUUUAGUUCUGUGAGAAUACUGCUUUGCAAUUUCAGUGAAGACCUUGUGGGAGGUAAAAAAGGAAAUGGUGUGAUUCAGGACAUUCAGAUAACAGAAACAUCUAGGACUGAAGAAUCAUUGUCCCAAUUUAAGAUUAUUCUGAAGUCCACUCCCCUUUCCUAGUUCAGCUAUGUUUUUCACCUAACUGUUCAGUCAUUGUGAUUUUAAAGUAGUGCUUUGUCUUAGGUCCUUGAAUUUAGUUAAAAAACUUUACUUUUUAAGGUAAUAAUUAGAACAGUUCCCUUCAGAGGCUGCAUUUGCCUUCUUUCUCCUAAAUAUGAUUUCUCUACAAGUCUGCCUUUGAAUCAUCAUUCUCAAAAAAAAAAAAAAAAUUAACAAGUUUUUGUUGUGGUUACCUUCGGGGUUUCAAUUCCUCAGAAAUAACUUUUCCCAAUGAAAAGUAAAGAACACUGAACAAAAAUGAAACCUCGUGUAUACUUCAAAUAGUAUAAAGUGUUUAUUUUACAAAAGAAAAGCAAGUCAGAAUCAGACUGACAAGGAUGUUGACAGCAAAACUAAUUUCUUCUUACUUACAAAGUACUUUCAAAGUUCAAGGACUAACCUCUUUAUUUGGGGAUGUGGCGGUGGAUGGGAAGAAUAUUUACUGGGUAUACAGACACUGGGCUAGGCUGUCACAUACUGUAUCUCAUUUAAUCCUCCCAGCUAUCCUCUAUCCUGUGAGAGAGAAGGCAGACUAGACAUGUAAAAUAACUUUAAUGCAUUGAGGCAAUAUAAAUAGGCUCAAGUACUUGAGAUCUGAUUCUCAUUUUUAGUAUUUAGAUUGCACUUCAAAAAUGAGUACCUCACAAGCCCUCCUCCACUCGCCUCUGCUGUGAAACCUUUUGGCGAGUUCGAACGUUGUCCUCUCAGACGUAGGGCCUGAGCACUGCGGAGAGGGAAGGAACAGCAGAGGAAGUCUGUAGCACACAACUGUUCUGGGGACACCUGCUCAUUCCUGGGCAAGCCGUGCCUGUGUCACUCGUGAAGAGCCCCUACCCCAAGGUCUUCCUGAUGCCAGGAUUCAUUUAGGAUAAAUGAUGUUCAGUGAUAACAUUACUUAAUUAUCAGGAAUCACCUCAAUGGUCUUCCUUGCCAUGAUUGAUAUUUGAUGGGUUUUAAAAAAAUCAAACUGAUUUUGACAAUCUCAUGGCCCAGAGAAAUAACAUCCAGUUUGUGGUUUGCCUAACAUUUAGAUUUUCGGAAGACCUUUGGGUAGAUUGUGUCGACGGUGCUUACACUGCUAGAAGCACUUGACAUUUCCUUUUUGGAUAGAACAGACUAUGUGAGCAAUUCAGACAAAUAGCAGUACUUACACAUGGAAAUAAAAUAAAAUUUCAAAUAAGACUGUUUCAUUUGUGAACUGUCCAGCAUAUUCUUUUUAAAAGAGCCUGAAAUGGGGCGCCUGGGUGGCUCAGUCGGUUGGGCAUCCGACUCUUGGUUUCAGCUCAGGUCCUGAUCUCCUGGGUCCUGGAUUGAGCCCCGAGUCACCUCCGCACUCAGCACGGAGUCUGCUUGAGGAUUCUCUCCCUCUGCCCCUCCCUCCCACUCAUCUAUUUAUCUAGAAUAGAUAAAUCUUUUAAAAAAAAACAAAAACCUGCAAUGAUUUGAAAGGGCUUGCAGGCUCGUUCUGAACCAGGAAGCUGUAAUUCUGUCUGUCCUGCAAAACAGAUAGUUUCUAUGGAUAAGGAAGUGUGGAAAAAGGGGAAAGAGUAAAUAGGGAUAAAGGAAUGUGGUAGAAAAAGUACAAAGAAGAAAAACCAAAUAUCAAAAGGUGAGUUGUGGGAACCAGUGAAGACCAAGUUCACAUGUUAGGUACUAGAAUUAUCAAGUGGGAGGGUGAUUAGAUUCAUAGAUAUUUAAACCUG